AUGGAGAAGACCAAUCAAUCAUCUGUGACGGAGUUUGUCCUGCUGGGGCUGUCUGGCCACCCAGAGCUGGAGGCUAUCUACUUUGCACUGGUCCUGUGCAUGUACCUCGUGAUCCUGCUGGGAAAUGGGGUCAUCAUCAUUGUAAGUGUCUACGACUCCCACUUGCACACCCCCAUGUACUUUUUCCUCAGUAACUUAUCAUUCUUGGACAUUUGCUACACCAGUUCGUCUAUUCCCCUGUUUCUCAGCAGCUUCUUAACUUCAAAGAAAACCAUUUCCUUCUCUGGGUGUGGAGUGCAAAUGUUUCUGUCCUUUGCGAUGGGGGCCACAGAGAGUGUGCUGCUCAGCAUGAUGGCGUUCGACCGCUAUGUGGCCAUCUGCAAUCCUCUGAGAUACCCCAUCGUCAUGAGCAGGGCUUCCUACGUGCCCAUGGCUGCUGGGUCCUGGAUUGCUGGGUCCAUCAAUUCCAUGCUUCAGACCUCCCUUGCAAUGCGACUUCCUUUUUGUGGGGAUAAUGUCAUUAAUCAUUUCACUUGUGAAAUCCUAGCAGUCUUAAAACUGGCCUGCGCUGAUAUUUCCAUCAACGUCAUUAGUAUGAUUGUUGCUAACAUGAUUUUUCUUGUGGUCCCAGUACUAUUUAUCUUUGUUUCCUAUGUUUUCAUUCUCUCCACCAUCCUGCAGAUUCGUUCUGCAGAGGGAAGGCAGAAAGCCUUUUCCACCUGCUCAGCCCACCUGACAGUGGUAGUUAUAUUCUAUGGGACCAUCCUUUUCAUGUACGCAAAGCCCAAGGCUAAAGAUUCUUCUAGUGCAGAGAAGGAAGAAGUCACUGACAAAAUCAUCUCCCUCUUUUAUGGAGUGGUGACUCCCAUGCUCAAUCCUCUCAUCUACAGUUUGAGGAACAAAGAUGUUAAAGCUGCUGUGAGGAAUAUGCUGUGUAGGAAACACUCCUUUAAGGGAGAUUAA
This is a messenger RNA of Choloepus didactylus (southern two-toed sloth), 963 nucleotides long. Its product is annotated as olfactory receptor 13C7-like. Gene Ontology annotation, biological process: G protein-coupled receptor signaling pathway. Gene Ontology annotation, cellular component: membrane. Gene Ontology annotation, molecular function: olfactory receptor activity; G protein-coupled receptor activity. Lineage: Eukaryota; Metazoa; Chordata; Mammalia; Pilosa; Megalonychidae. The transcript has a single exon. The record is from RefSeq and is a predicted model, not a curated record. The coding region runs from base 1 to 963 and encodes 320 amino acids.